Molecule: messenger RNA, 1746 nt
Organism: Cryptomeria japonica (Japanese cedar)
Lineage: Eukaryota; Viridiplantae; Streptophyta; Pinopsida; Cupressales; Cupressaceae
Product: naringenin,2-oxoglutarate 3-dioxygenase
Exons: 3
Coding region: 204-1259 (351 amino acids)
Source: RefSeq, a predicted model, not a curated record
AGCCAGUGAAAUGGAUGAUUUUCGUCCAUGAAUGCAACCAACCUCAGAAAGCAUUAAAUGCUUGAUAUUUUGCCCCGAAAUCCUCGAUUAAAUCGUUUUUGCAAUUUGCAUAUAGUAAGGUUUUAUAUAAUAUCCUUCUCAACUAGGCAAGAAACCUCAAUUCUGAAACUUGUUUAGUAGUGUAGCAUAGAAAUUAGGAUAGGAUGGUACCAACUGCGAUAGAGAGUGUGAUUAGCUUGGCAGAGUCUGGCGUUAAAGAUCUGCCUUUGAGCUUUCUCAAAGAUGAGCACGAGCGUCCCACAGUCCCACACAAUGUCUUUUGCCAUGAUAUUCCUGUCAUUUCCCUCCUCAACUCUAGCGGGCAUCAAAGAGAUCGAAUAAAAGCCGAGCUGAAAAAGGCCUGUCAAGAGUGGGGAAUUUUUCAGGUUGUGGAUCAUCGAAUUCCAAGGGAGCUCAUAAGCCUCAUCAUGAGCCACGCCAUGGAUUUCUUCUCACUCCCUCUCGAGGAAAAAUUAGAGUAUGCUUUGAAGCCCGGAAGCUAUCUUGGCUAUGGUAAUGGUAGCUUUAUCAAGGACGACCCUCUAAUGGAUUGGAGAGAGUUUUACGUUACCAGAUGUUUGCCUCGAGACCUAAAUCUAUGGCCUUCUAAACCACCUACUAUGAGGAAGAUUAUUGCAGAUUACAGCGACGCUACCCUUGAGCUGGCAAGAGAGUUAUUAGAGCUGAUAUCUGAAGCUCUUGGACUGGACUCUAAAGCCAUAGAUAAUGCGUGUGGAGAUGCAGAACAGAAGCUUCUGUUGAAUUAUUACCCAAAAUGCCCUCGACCCGAUUUGACGUUGGGAUUGAAGAGACACACAGAUCCGGGUACCAUAACUUUGUUGCUGCAAGACAAAGUUGGGGGACUGCAAGUCACCAGAGAUGAUGGCAAAACUUGGAUGACUGUGGAACCAAUCGAUGGGGCAUUUGUAGUGAAUUUGGGAGAUCAGAUGCAUGUGUUAAGCAAUGACAUUUUUAAGAGUGCGGAUCAUCAGGCUGUGGUGAAUUCAAGCGUUACAAGAUUGUCCGUAGCAACUUUCUACAAUCCCAAUCCAAAUUCGAUAGUUUACCCACUGGAGGGAUUGGUUGACGACAAGCAUCCCAGCAAAUUUGAACGCUACAUCUACAAAGAGUUUUAUGGCAGAAAGAUGACCCAGCACGUCAUAGAGAGAGAGAAAAAGCUAGAUUUGAUGGAAGGGAAGAAGAUAACCAGUACAGUUUAGAUACUUUGAAGUCUGGAAAAAAUUAAAAUUUAUACAUUGAAUUGCUAGUGGUCUAACUAGUUUGCUAUUACUAAAGUGAGCAGGGUUUGGCAUUGCAAACAUUAGCUAGGGUUUGCAAUAUAAUUUGAGUAAAGGUAUCUGUCUUUUCUGUGUCUAGUAUUUAGAUUUUUGUGGGUAUCUGAUAUGUAGAGACAGGGAUAUUUUAUUUUGUUGGAGAUAUAAUCCCAACUACCCCGUCAAGUACAGCCAACAUCAAGACAAGAAAGAUUUGGUCAUAGAUUUGAUAAAUAUCACAUUAAAUUCUCCAACCUGUCUUCUGUCUCAUCAACUAAAUUACACAACACCCUGCAAGAUAUUUUCAAUGAAUGUGAUCGAUAUUCAGAUUUCUGGAAGCUUCUUCUGCCAAUUCUAGAAACAUCUAAGACCUCCUUUAAUAGAGGCAUUUUGUAAUCAUUCUAUGGGAUGAAUGAAAUAUGUUUAUGGUGUA